GCCCAGCCCCCCGGGUAUGGCACUGAUGGUGGAUGUGGUGGGGCCAGCGCCCUGGGGCUUCCGCAUCUCCGGGGGCAGGGAUUUCCACAUGCCUAUCAUGGUGACCAAGGUAACCGAGAGGGGCAAGGCUGAAGCUGCUGACCUCCGGCCUGGUGACAUUAUUGUGGCCAUCAGUGGGGAGAGUGCAGAGGGCAUGCUUCAUGCCGAGGCCCAGAGCAAGAUCCGCCAGAGCCCCUCACUCCUGAGGCUGCAGCUGGACCGGUCCCGAGCUGCCUCUCCCGGGCAGACCAACGGGGAAAGCUCCGUGGAGGUGCUGGCCACUCGCUUCCAGGGCCCCGAGGACGCACAUAGACAGCCAGUCCUCCCUGCGGCAGCUCCUUCUCUACCCUGCCCACCAGCAGCCCACACGCCCUCGCUGGAGAGGCUGUGA
Messenger RNA from Camelus dromedarius (Arabian camel), 430 nucleotides. Its product is annotated as PDZ and LIM domain protein 2-like. Bases 17 to 430 code for a protein of 137 amino acids. The transcript is spliced from 2 exons. The record is from RefSeq and is a predicted model, not a curated record. Gene Ontology annotation, cellular component: adherens junction; stress fiber; filamentous actin. Gene Ontology annotation, molecular function: actin binding; muscle alpha-actinin binding. NCBI's taxonomy places the organism in Eukaryota, Metazoa, Chordata, Mammalia, Artiodactyla, Camelidae. Gene Ontology annotation, biological process: heart development; muscle structure development; actin cytoskeleton organization.